Messenger RNA from Biomphalaria glabrata, 3083 nucleotides. RefSeq names its product gastrula zinc finger protein XlCGF8.2DB-like. Gene Ontology annotation, biological process: regulation of transcription by RNA polymerase II. Gene Ontology annotation, molecular function: RNA polymerase II cis-regulatory region sequence-specific DNA binding; DNA-binding transcription factor activity, RNA polymerase II-specific. The coding region runs from base 714 to 1664 and encodes 316 amino acids. The record is from RefSeq and is a predicted model, not a curated record. NCBI's taxonomy places the organism in Eukaryota, Metazoa, Mollusca, Gastropoda, Planorbidae. The transcript has 2 exons.
UAUUACUAUUCAGUUAAAGUUACAGUGAUGUCAUUGUCUUAUGAGACUAAAACUGUUUAGUAAAUGUGUAAGUCACAAGCUGCGAUUAAUUUAGAUUAAUUUAGUCUUAGAGCACGGGUUGAGAAACAUUAUUAUAUAUAGAAAGUAAACUUUGAAGAAAGAUUAUAAUCAAUAAUUAAAUUAACACUUGUUUCUGAAGCUAAAAGUUGGAAGUAGCAAAACAUGCGCCGAUGGAGUGUCACCAGAGAAUGCUGACCAUACCCUUUUAAGCUGCAUAAUUUUUUUUAAGAGGCCCAAACUGGCACCCCUAACACCCCUUUAGAAGAACAAACUGUAUGGAGAGCUGCCUGAUUUGGAAAGAACUGCACAGUUCAUCUCAGAUAUAGGACUAGUUAUUUGUACCCCCCAGCAUGAUAAUAAGAAGACAGAAGAAGAAAAAGAAGACUUUGAUUUCAAAGUUAGAUUUUAAAAGAUUGAAAAUUGAAUCAAAUUGUUUGAAAUAAACUUUGUAAUUUACAUAUUAACAUAUCAGUAAAUCUAGUUUUUUUUAAAUACAUCAAUUAACAGAAUUAUGACAGAGUUGCUAAUGAAGCUUUUCUUUCUAUGUUACAGUUGUUCCUUUACAAAAAAAAAAAUAUCAAUCCGAGGACAAACCUUCAAGUCAGGGGAUGAUGGUGAAUUCAUUGAAAUCAGUGAAACGAUAAGACAUUGUGAUGCCAAUGAAAGUACAUAUCCCAGAAAUGACAGAUAAUAAGCAGCUUUGUCCAGAAAUGAAAGAUGCUUCAGAAAAACAAAAAAAUCUUCAAUUUAUAAUAAUUGAUGGCAGUCUAUUUAAAUGUGCCAUAUGUGAUAAGAAAUUCUCCCGUAAAGCCCAUUUGAAAGAUCAUUUCCUCGUUCACUCUGGGGAAAAGCCCUUUCUUUGUCAUAUCUGCUCUAAAGGAUUUGCCUUAAAAGGCAAUUUAAUAAGUCAUAUAAAGGUUCAUACUGGGACAAAGCCGUACAAAUGUCAGGCUUGUGACAAAGAAUUUUUUCGAAACUCUCAUUUAAAAAUUCACAUGUCUGUUCACACAAGAGAAAAGCCAUUUACUUGUAGCAUAUGUGAAAAGGUGUUUUCUCAAAAGACAAGCUUAAAAAGUCAUUUUUUAAUUCAUACAGGUGAAAAACUAUAUCAGUGUCACAUUUGUUACAAAAGUUUUAUACAGAGCUCACAGCUUAGAAGCCACACAUUAGUUCAUACUCAAGAAAAACAGUUUAAAUGUCAUCUAUGCAAUAAAGCCUUCUCUGAAAGGAAACGCAUCAAAGCUCACUUGUUGGUACACAGUGGGGAGAAACCCUUUCAGUGUUCAAUAUGUAACAAAUGGUUUGCUCUUAAACAAAAUUUAAGAAGUCACUUGUCAGUUCAUGAGGGCAAAAAGCCCUUCCAUUGUCAAAUCUGCAGUAAAGGCUUUUCUAGAAAAACUCAUUUAAAAAUUCACAUGUCGGUUCACAGUAGGGAAAAGCCAUUCCAAUGUGACAUCUGUCACCAAGGAUUCGCCCAGAAGAAUAAUUUAAUGUGUCACGUCCUGGUACACACAGGAGAAAGACCAUUUCACUGUCACCUCUGUGAUCAAAGUUUUAAUCAGAAAAUAAACUUGAAAAGUCAUAUACAGACUCAUGGUAAAUGAUUAUAGUAUAUCAUUUGUGAGGCUUUAAAAUGUUUAAAAAAAAAUGUGUGAAUUAUGAUUCAGAGUGAUUUUUUUUAGUCAAUGUCAAAAACAAACAUGGAAGAAUUUGAAACAAAUAAGCUGGAAAAAACAACAGAAAUGAACAAGCAAUGUGGCACGGCUACCAGUUUAAAAAAUCUAAAUUGUUCACUUAUGGAACUAAACCUUUUAUGUUGCAGAUGUCAAAUUUAUCAUGUUUUAAAAAAUGGAAUUAUCUGUCAUAAGAUGUAUCGAUUCUUCUUUUACAUUCUGUUUUUCACAAAAUAGUGAGCUGGAGAAAUUGACAGGAGAAUAUUGGGAAAAAAUAUCAGGCUAUCAGAAUGCAAAACGUGUAAAAAGAGCAAUUGCAUUGAAUGUAUCAGUUUGAUGUUAUUGUUUGAAAAUGUUUUAAGAAAGCAUGUCUUCUGUCAUGUAAAGUGUUCAGAUUGAGUGAUUCCAUUUAAGAAAUAAUUAGGUUGUCUUUUUUUUUUAACCUUCUUGUUGUCAUCAGAAAUAACUUGGCAUUGUGAUAACAUACCAAACAAAACAAAAUUUGUGGCAUAUUCAUAAUGGACUGCUGGAUUUUUUGACCUGUUUUGUUUUAAAUAUUUGUAGAACAUAUAAAAAUGAUGUGUUACUCUUUGGAUUAGUUUUAUUUUGAAAAGUUGCUUGUGAUGACAUUACUAAUACUGUAAUCAUUUAAAAAGAAAUAAAAUAGUAAAACUUGGAGUGUCACAACUACCUGAUUUAUUUAAGGCUAAAUCUGUAGUAAUAAAUUGUAAUCUUAAUUUAAGUAGUUGAAUAUUGAUGGCAGAUUUUGUACACAUAUUUUGCAAGAUAUUAUUUAAUAAAUCAUCAUGACUUUAAAAAUGAACUACAAUGUACCAGUACUCUGUUUGAAAAGCCAUGAUGGUACGAUUAUUUAUUUGCAUUUAAAUAUUUAUAUUUCUUUUGUUACUUGUAAAAAAAAAAGCAAAAAGAACAAUUUUAAAGAAGGUAACAACUUCAAGAGUUGUGAUGGAAAAGGAUGAAAUUAACAAUGAACCAUCUUUAUAGUCUAGCUUCUACAAGUGAAAAUCUUAUUUCCUAGCACAUUUUUCAGCCAUCAUGCAGUAGAAAAACCUGGGAUGUAAUGGACUAUAUUAGUGUGCCAAUAAGCACAAUUAUUCAUCUUUGUUCUAAGCUGUUCUGCGAAUACUGAAUAGAAAGUACAUUUGAAUUUGUGGGUCUCAAGUGUUCAGUCAUUUAAUAACAUAUGUAUUUAUGUUGUGUGAUUAAGAAGGAUUAAAUGUAGACAUUUUCAAAAGUAGAAUUGUGUGAAGAAAACAAAUCACAUUUACACAGCAAUAGAAAUUAUUUUCUUUUAUUGUUAUGAUAAAAAGAAAUGGAACAAAAAAACAA